AUGUUUUGGUUUAGGCCUCUUGACGACUCCACUGAGGGAUUUCAGAACUGGGAAUUUAUGACAACUCACUGCUGGGGGGAGCAGGCAGCAGGGGAAUGGACUUUGAAAAUCCGGGAUACUCCCUCUCAGAAGAGAGAAAACACUGAACUAGGGACGCUAAAGGAGUGGUCCCUGGUGAUUUAUGGCACCGCAGAGCAGCCGUAUCCCAAACACCGUGAGCGAGCCCGAUCGCCUGAGAUGCCCGUGGAUAGUGCCUUCACUGAAGAAUACAGUGGACCCUGUGACCCAGAAUGCAGUGGUGAUGGCUGUGAGGGGCCCAGCCCGCAGCAGUGUGUCACGUGUUUACACUUUUUUCUCAAGUUCAAGAACAACACAAGGAUGUGCGUACCAGAGUGUCCCAGGGGAUUCUGGGGCGACCGCUUGCGUUGUAAGAGGUGCUACUCCUCUUGUGAGAGCUGCACUGGGAGUCGCAGUGACCAGUGUACUUCCUGUCAACCUGGACAUCACCUAACUGAGGGGACCAGUACCUGCACAGCCAUCUGUGGGGAUAACUACUACCUCGACCACGAUGCAAAUAUGUGCAGAAAGUGCAGUGAAAACUGCUUGAAGUGCACCUCCUACAGCAUCUGCACAGAAUGCAAACCAGACAUAAGUCUGCAGGGGAAUCGGUGCCAGCAAAGCUGCGCAGUGGGAUUCUACCACGACAAGCAGGAAGGCGCAUGCAAGCCCUGUCACAAGGCCUGCGCUACCUGUGCAGGUGCAGGUGUUGAGGCAUGCAACCGUUGUGCAGAGAGCUACUUAAUGGAGGAGUGGAAGUGUGUGUCCUCCUGCAGUGCUGGCUUCUACGCCACAGGGCCAAACUCAGAGAUAGCUGAUGGGCACAGGAUAUGUAGGAGGUGUGACUCCAGCUGUCUCACCUGUGUGGGGCCGAGCCAGGGGAACUGCAGCAGCUGUUCCAGCGGUCACAGCCUGCAGGAGGAAGUGUGUGUUGUUAACACUGAGUGCACAGACGGAGAGUAUCAGGACAGUAACGGAAGGUGCCACGCGUGUGAUGCAACGUGCCUGAAGUGCACAGGGCCGCAAAGAGAAGACUGCAUCAGCUGUGUUUCUUCACGGGCUCUAGAUGAGGGCCGCUGCGUGGUGGAAUGUGCAAAGGGCAAGUACCAGUCAGGUGGCCAGUGUCACCUGUGUGACCACACCUGUGCCACCUGUGUGGAUGCAGAGCCUGCCAACUGUACCAGCUGUGACACUGAUAAGUUUGAAAUGGAGCGUUACCUGUAUAAAGGCCAGUGUCUGGACGCCUGUCCUGAGGCCUUCUACCACACCAAGGAGAGGACCUGUGAGCCCUGCUCCGAUCACUGCCAGCUCUGCACAAGCCCUACCCAUUGCCUCAAGUGUAACUCCUCCUACUACGUCUCUGAUGGAGUAUGUGCAAAGCUGGAGUGUGGAGAAGGGGAGGUGGAGGAUCCAGAUUACGACGACUGCAUGGCCUGUGAGGAGGGCUGCAAGAAGUGCGUCUUGUAUAACCCCAAGCAUUGCCUGUCCUGCACUGAGGGCUUUUACAAUUUUCAGGAUGGCUGCUACAAAAACUGCCCGGCUAAGACGUACAGCGUGGAGGAGGAGAUGACCUGCGUUGCAUGUGAUGACAACUGUGUGAACUGUGAUGAACAUGAGUGCUAUUGGUGUGAGACCGACUUCUUCUUAUCAGAGGGAAGAUGUGUUUCAGUGUGUCCUGAUGGUUUCUAUGGCGACGAAGACACCAAUGACUGCGAGGAGUGUCACUCAGACUGUGUGACAUGUAGCGGCCCCAAGGACGAUGACUGUCUGUCGUGUGAGGAGGGGAAGAUGCUAGAAAACAGAGCGUGUGUGCCUGACCAUGAGGUCUGUCCCAUUAAGACCUUUCGCAGCGAUGACGGAGAGUGUGAGGACUGCCACCAAUCAUGUGAGUCCUGCUCUGGAGAAGAGAAGAACCAGUGCACAAAAUGUGCAAAAGGGCGGUUUCUGACCACACAGCAUACAUGUGUGUCAAAGUGUCCGGGGAGUUUCUUUGCCAGUCGGCUGAGCGGUGUGUGUGAGGCCUGCCCUCCAGGCUGUUUGCAGUGUGUGGAUGCUCAGCACUGCACCCGCUGUCAGAGCACUCGUAAAGCUCAGUUACUCCUGCAGGAUGGACAGUGUGUCCAACAGUGUCUCAGGGGUUUUCCUAUAGGCCAGGUCUGUCGUAGCUGUGCAGCGGGCUGUGCGUCCUGUGGGAAGAACGCCACCCACUGCCUCAGCUGUGAAGAACAUCUCCUCCUACACAAGCACCAGUGUGUGGAGGAGUGUCCUCCAGCGCACACUGUCCAGGAUAGGGAGUGCCAGCACUGCCCCUCAGCCUGUCAGGAGUGCAGUGCACUCGGGCAGUGCACAGGCUGUGAGGAGUAUCACUUUCUUCACGAGGGCCUGUGCGUGCUUGACUGUCCCGAAAUGUUCUUUGAAGACAAAGAGCAGAGGGAGUGUUUACGUUGCCACCCUGAUUGCGCUUUGUGUGACGGCCCGAACAAUAAUGACUGUGAUGCCUGUAUGGACCCUGAGGCAACUCUGCACAAUGGGGCAUGUCUGUCAGCUUGCCCCUCCCACACCUUCAGAGACACUAUAACAGGAGAAUGUAAAGACUGUGAUGCAUCUUGCCUUACCUGCUUCGGGCCCCAUGCUGGCUCCUGCAUCAGCUGCAGAGAGGAUCAGAGGCUAGAUGGCCACAGCCAUUGUGUGCCAUCAGCCACCAAGUGCUCGCCUCACCAGUAUGCAGACCAUGUCGGGGAAUGCCAUCCGUGUCACAAAUACUGCCACAGGUGUUCAGGUCCUGGCAAGACUGACUGCCUGAGCUGCAACCAGAGACAUCUCCUGCUCAAUGGCACCUGCGUGGAUGAAUGUCCCACAGGCUACUAUGAGGAUGAGUCGGGGCAGAAAUGUGAACCUUGCCACCCUUCCUGUCAGUCCUGCGCUGGAAAGCACAGCCAUGAGUGUCUCACCUGUAACAACCACCUCUUUCGAGAGGGCAAAGAGUGUGUGGAGACCUGCCAGCACAGUCACUAUGGAAACACAAGCUCAAGGAUAUGUGAGAAGUGUGACCCGAGUUGCGGUGAGUGUAUCGGGGACAGGGAGGACAGCUGCCUGAGCUGUGCUCUGGGCCUCAUCUACUUGCGGAAAGAAGGCCGUUGCCUCCCCUCGUGCCCUCAGGGAUACUACCACGACAUUGCGCACAGAACCUGCGAGCCCUGCCACACCAGCUGCAGAACAUGCUCAGGAAAAGAUUCCCAGUCCUGUGGCUCAUGCUACCCUGGAUACCUGCUCUCAGAUGGCCUGUGUGAGUCCAUGUGCGACAUGGGCCAGUAUCCUGUAAUAAAGGGUUUAGGCCACGCUUGUGAAGACUGCGACAGCUCCUGUAUGGAGUGUAGGGGGCCUGGUUCAGCCAACUGCACCAUGUGUCCUACUCAGGCCAUCUUAGAAGCCGGAGGGCGCUGUCUGCUUUGUUGCCGUGUUGAGGAAGGGGAGGAGGAGGAGGAGGAAGGGGAGGCCACAACACAGCAGCAGGACUGUUGUAACUGCACUGAGACUCGAGGAGAGUGCGUCCUCAGCACCAACUUGGCAUUCAGGAAUGAGGAAGAAGAGGAGGCCAGAGGAAACCUGGCAGUCUUCAUUAUCGCCUGCAUCCUGUUGGUGCUGGGACUUGUGGCUGUCGUCCUCCUCGUCAGACACUCCCGCUCCAAGAGUGCACCCCCAGACAUACGUCCCCGUGGCUAUGAGAAGCUGGGCUCAGGUGGGGGAUACGGAGGCAGCACCAGACACGGCGGCUACAGCUCUGCUUCCUCUGCGUCUUACGGUGGCCGCGCCAGCUCCUCCGGCGGUCAGUUCCAGGAGACUCAGUUGGUUGACAUUGGUGAACGUCGCUCAGGGAGUAAGGAUGAUGACGACGACGACGAUGAUGAGGACAUUGUUUACAUGGGCCAGGAUGGCACCGUGUACAGGAAGUUCCGGUACGGACAGCUGGGAGAGGACAAUGAGGAUGAGUUGGAGUACGAUGAUGAGAGCUACACAUUCCGGUGAAGCAUAAGAAUUUCUCUAAAGAAUCAUUUCUUCUUUCUCUUCUGGAUUCCUCCCCUUGCGUUCUCUCUCUCUCUCUCUCUCUGUCUCUCUCAUUCCUUCCUCUGCUGUUUGACUCCUCCUGCCCUGAGGGACAGACCCAUUUAUCCAUCACUGAAUAUGAGUUGGACCAAAUGAGACAUGAGAAGCUAUUUAUAAUGAGCUGCAUUUCACAACUGCGAUCCAUUCACAAAAUGAAAUGUGCUGCAGAAACAUUCCACGUUGUUUAGCAUUCUUGAGAACUUUUUACAUAAUUAAGCUUGAUUUCUAGAGUAGGUUUUGAGUAUGAUGAUUUAUUUUGGCCAUUAGACAGUUUCAACAAUCAUAUUAUUCAUCUUUUUAAUUGUUGUGGUGUUGGAUUAACAUUAUUUGAUUAAUCGUGGUAUUUAAUUUGCUUUUAUAUAUUCCCAAGUGUUUGCUGUCACUGAAUUUUAAUUUGAAAAU
Messenger RNA from Micropterus dolomieu (smallmouth bass), 4563 nucleotides. RefSeq names its product proprotein convertase subtilisin/kexin type 5-like. Gene Ontology annotation, cellular component: Golgi membrane; trans-Golgi network. NCBI's taxonomy places the organism in Eukaryota, Metazoa, Chordata, Actinopteri, Centrarchiformes, Centrarchidae. Gene Ontology annotation, molecular function: serine-type endopeptidase activity. The record is from RefSeq and is a predicted model, not a curated record. Gene Ontology annotation, biological process: protein processing. Bases 1 to 4083 code for a protein of 1360 amino acids. The transcript is spliced from 25 exons.